Molecule: messenger RNA, 1800 nt
Organism: Schistosoma haematobium
Lineage: Eukaryota; Metazoa; Platyhelminthes; Trematoda; Strigeidida; Schistosomatidae
Exons: 1
Coding region: 301-762 (153 amino acids)
Biological process (GO): DNA integration
Molecular function (GO): nucleic acid binding
Source: RefSeq, a predicted model, not a curated record
CAUCCAAGUGUUCGUGCAACCAUCAAGCCCAUAGCAGAACAAUUUCACUGGUCUAAUAUGAAAAAAGACGUAAGGGAGUGGGCACGCCCCUUUAUAGGAUGCCAAGAAUCCAGAAUGAUUAGACAGAAAAGAUGACCCACAGGCUCUUUCAAAACUUCGGAAGCUCGUUUCGACAAUGUUCAUCCGGAUUUGGUGGAACCUUUACCAGAUCCAAAUGGAUACUAUUACAUCUUAACCUGCGUAAACCGUUUCACUCUAUAGCCGAAAGCACAACCCAUCUAGGAAAUUACCGCUGGAACGAUGGUCUGCACUUUCGUCAAACGGUGGAUAGCAAACAUCGGCUGCACUUCAACUAUUACUACAGAUCGUGGACGCCAGUUCAAAUCCGGAGUUCUCUGUUGUCUGACUGCAAUAUUAGGAAUAACGCGAUACCGGACAACUGCCUACCACCCACAAGCAAACGGGUUGGUAGAACGCUUUCAGCAACAGCUUAAAGCUUUGCUCUCGGUUGCAUGCGUUUUGCAGUGGACCAAUGCUCUUCCACUCGUUUUACUCAGUAUCCGCAACUCAGCAAUAACUGACGAUGAACACAUUACAGUUCAUCUCGUUUAUGUAACGACACUACGACUUCCAGCAGAUUUCGUAGGUCCUUCAUCUUCACCAAGAAAUAUGGAUCUAUGCCGUUACGCAAGCUGGCAUAAAAACGUGAUGCGUUCAGUUAAACCAGUUUCCACUCAACCACAGUCAACUAUUGUUGGUUGAUUGAUCCCUACCACACAUUACACACGCCUUUGCGCGUCGUGAAUCACUUCAACAAACUCAUGAAAUGGAACACGAAGGACACUUUAAAGUUCUUCAGCGUGAACCCAAGUGCCACAUAAUCUACAAGAACAGAAUUAACGGUAGUAUCAGAGUCGAUCGCCUCAAAGUCACAAAUUUAGAAAGAAACACCAUUUAUACCGGUUUUCUUUCAGUACAAUUGAAAGACACAAGUCUCACAGUUACGAUAACUUACCCAAUAGUCAACAAUCACGAUAACACCUCGGUGGUGUCUGACAAAGGACUCAAAACAACUCGUUCUGGAAGAAGAGUAAGGUUUCUACGACAUCUGUGCGAUCACUGCACGUAAGACACUACAUAACAUUUUGCUUCGUCUCGACGUUUCAGUAUUGUGUCCAAUAAAACCACAAAUAUUUUUGUUGCUAAUAUGCUUACUCACAUGUGCAUAUUUGUAUUUUACUUUAAAAAUGCCCAAAGACAUCAUUCUACAAAAAUCGUCUUCGCGCUUUUGAGUAUUUACGAAACGCAUGCAUAUGAUUUUAUUUUCUUUUUUCGCCAGAUUUAUUUCAUUAUGCACGUAUCAGUGUAAUUCCACGUAGACUUACAUAUUCUUUCUUUUUCUUUUCCAAGACGGCUGCAAAAGACGAAAAAAUGACGAAGUUUACGAUGAAUCAAAGUUUUCACUGUACUCGUUUCUUUAUUCCUAUAUUGUACCACAUAGGCCCUUAUAAUAUGGAAAGACAACCUGACGCUUCUGAGCAUAGCAAACUAUCAGAAGAGUGCUCCCUAACAACAAAUUUGUUUGGCUUAAAGUUCUGGCUGGCCACGUCUUGGGGUCAUCAUCACCCCAGUGGAGGAGUGGUCUGCAGCUGAACAUAAAUCCCCAAAAUAAAUAGCUUUGUACGCCUUCGACAUUUGGUGCUGAGCACAUUAGUUUUAUUGGACUCACCCAGCUGGGGGCGCUUGGUCACGCAACCUCACCAGAUCACGAAUGGUUAUGCCGUGCUUCCCUUCUCCCAC